GUUUACAACACUAACCACUCCAGCUGAUUGCCCUUUUUGACUUACCGAAUUUAUUUAAAAUCUUAUCGCAUAUUAAUGAACAGUCAACAAAAUUUUUGUUUCUGUUAAAAUAAGAAUAUUACUUUAAAAAAUAUGAAGCUUUUAACCAAGACAAUAAAUCCAACAAAUACGCAUAGCGCAACAGUUAUAUUCUUCCAUGGAUCAGGAGACACAGGAUCGAAUCUAUUGCAAUGGGUGCGUUUUCUUUUAGGCAAGGAUAUGGAAUUUCCGCAUAUAAAAAUAAUGUAUCCGACAGCACCCUUCCAACCAUACACACCAAACGAUGGCCAAUUAUCGAAUGUGUGGUUCGAUCGAAGGUCAAUUGCCAUUGAUGCAAAGGAAAAUAGAAAGAGCUUAGCGGAAAUCUAUGAGACAGUCCAUGAAAUGAUUAAUAAAGAAGUUGAAAGUGGCAUACCGGCGAAUCGUAUUUUGGUCGGAGGUUUCUCGAUGGGUGGUGCGCUAGCCAUUCAUACAGCCUUCCACCUUAACACUAAUCUAGCUGGUGUGUUUGCUUGUUCCUCUUUUCUCAAUAAGGAUUCCAUUGUAUUUGAUUCGUUAAAAAAUCGUACAAAGCCAGAUGCAGUGCUGCCAGAACUACUUCAAUUUCAUGGUAGUAGAGACAGAUUGGUGCCAAUGGAAUGGGGCGAGGAAAGCUUUAAGACUUUAACGAAUUUAGGAGUAAAAGGUAAAUUUACUCCGCUCAGUAAUGUAAUGCAUGAGUUGAAGAAACGUGAAUUGCUUGACAUACAACAAUUUAUACUGGAGAAGUUGCCGCCACAAAGUGGUGAUUUACAAAAUAAACUGUAAUGGUUUGGGAAUGAAUAUUGUUACUUUUACUUAAUAACUUAUUUUUAUAUUACAGAAAUUAAAAAAGGAUUUGUUUGGAUUAAA
Teleopsis dalmanni is the source of this 930-nucleotide messenger RNA. Its product is annotated as lysophospholipase-like protein 1. Gene Ontology annotation, molecular function: carboxylic ester hydrolase activity; palmitoyl-(protein) hydrolase activity. The transcript has 2 exons. Gene Ontology annotation, biological process: protein depalmitoylation. Gene Ontology annotation, cellular component: cytoplasm. Bases 133 to 846 code for a protein of 237 amino acids. The record is from RefSeq and is a predicted model, not a curated record. Lineage: Eukaryota; Metazoa; Arthropoda; Insecta; Diptera; Diopsidae.